UUGCAGUUCGUGCCCUUGAACCCGCGGCCUAUGCUGCAGUCACUCGUCAAUGACGAAGUUCGCAUCCGCCUGAAGUGGGGCCAGGAGUACACUGGUCUGCUCGUCUCGGUCGACUCGUACAUGAACAUUCAGCUUUCCAACGCCGAGGAAUGGAUUGAUGGAAAGUCUGGCGGCAGUCUUGGUCAGGUCCUCAUCAGAUGCAACAACGUUCUCUGGAUCUCGGCGAAUAACAAAUCAAAGAAGGAGGAUGUGGAGAUGAGUUGA
Messenger RNA from Aureobasidium melanogenum CBS 110374, 264 nucleotides. RefSeq names its product small nuclear ribonucleoprotein SmF. Gene Ontology annotation, biological process: mRNA splicing, via spliceosome; spliceosomal snRNP assembly. The transcript is spliced from 2 exons. Lineage: Eukaryota; Fungi; Ascomycota; Dothideomycetes; Dothideales; Saccotheciaceae. The record is from RefSeq and is a predicted model, not a curated record. Gene Ontology annotation, cellular component: U1 snRNP; catalytic step 2 spliceosome. The annotation marks the transcript as partial. Gene Ontology annotation, molecular function: RNA binding.